This is a messenger RNA of Phragmites australis (common reed), 1155 nucleotides long. RefSeq names its product protein FAR1-RELATED SEQUENCE 5-like. Gene Ontology annotation, molecular function: zinc ion binding. The record is from RefSeq and is a predicted model, not a curated record. Bases 1 to 1155 code for a protein of 384 amino acids. Gene Ontology annotation, biological process: regulation of DNA-templated transcription. The transcript has a single exon. Lineage: Eukaryota; Viridiplantae; Streptophyta; Magnoliopsida; Poales; Poaceae.
AUGUAUGAUAUGCCAUUUGCACCCUUCAUUGGGAUAAACAGGCAUGGUCAAUCAUUCCAGCUAGGGUGUGCAUUCCUAAGAGAUGAAAAAACACCAAGCUUUGUCUGGCUUUUACAAACAUUCUUGGAAGCAAUGAAAGAGAAAGCUCCGUUGAAUAUUAUUACUGAUCAAGAUGGUGCUAUGAGAAGUGCAAUUGAACAUGUGUUCCCACUUGCAAAUCAUAGGAACUGUCGAUGGCAUAUAAUGAAUAAAGCAAUAGGUACUGUAGGUCCGUUACUUAAGGAAGAUAAAGAGUUGGAGGACGAAUUCAAGGACUGUAUAAACUACAGUGUCAUGCCGGAAGAGUUUGAGGCAAAGUGGCAAUCUAUGAUUCAAAAGUAUGGCUUGCAGGACAACAAGCAUUUUGGGCAUUUGUAUAGCAUCCGACAGAGUUUUGUGCCAACGUACUAUAUGCACUGCUUUUUCCCGUUCCUCCAAUCCACGCAAAGAAGUGAAGGUUUUAACGCAGUGUUGAAGUUGUAUGUCAGCCCAAACUUAUCAAUACUGGACUUUGUCAAGCAAUACCAGAAGAUUCAAGAUAAGUGUCUUGUUGCUCAAGAUGGGCAGGACUUCAGAACCAAUGAUAAGACUCGAAACACAUGGUCGAAGAACCCUAUUGAGAAGCAUGCCCCAACUGUGUACAUGAAGAACAUAUUCUACAGAUUCUCAAAAGAAUUUGAAAAGAUCAAAGAGUAUUUUGUGCAGCGUAUAGGUGACUACCAGUUCAGGCUUGUGCCAAAUGACAAGUUUGUUGAUGGCUAUGGCAUUAGGUCAUAUGAUGUGACAACAAUUGAAGAAGAAGAAAGCUACUAUUGCGAGUGCAGCAAGUUUGAUAGAGAUGGCAUAAUUUGCUGUCACAUUAUCAAGGUUAUGAGUAGAUUUGGUGUCAAGAAGCUGCCUGAUCGAUACAUAAUGGAAAGGUGGAAGCAACAGGAAAUGACUGUUGGCACAAAUGCUAAUGCAAAUCUUCAAGCUGAUGUUGGGACUAGUAGUAUGCCUUUGCAGAACCAAAAGACAAUAAGAUUCAACAAUCUUGCCUCCACACUCACAAAGUUUGCUCGCGAGGGAUCAAACUCAGAAGAUGUUUAUGAAAUUGUUACAAACACAUUGGAAUGA